This is a messenger RNA of Macroventuria anomochaeta, 837 nucleotides long. RefSeq lists its product as uncharacterized. The transcript has 2 exons. The coding region runs from base 1 to 837 and encodes 278 amino acids. NCBI's taxonomy places the organism in Eukaryota, Fungi, Ascomycota, Dothideomycetes, Pleosporales, Didymellaceae. The record is from RefSeq and is a predicted model, not a curated record.
AUGCGCUUCGCCAGCUCCUUCUCCGCUGCCAUUCUAGCCCUUGGCUUCUCUACCUCAGCGGCUUCUUUAGAGAUUCGCCAAGCUACCCUCUUGCCCUUCGAGGUGACCAAUAUCGUGACUAGCAGUCCGCCAGGCCGACCUGGCAGUACCCCAUGGAGUUAUAUUCGUGCGAACUUCACCGAUCCCAAUUCGUACAGUUUCACUCAAGGUACACAUAAUGGGACUGUUCCAGCAGGCCUUCAAGGCAUCAACUGUGAGGCAAGGUGGUACAGGGGAGAGUCUCCCGUAGGUCGCACCUGGCCUUGCAAUUCCGUGGAGCAGGGCCACUUCGCGCUACAAGUCUUUCCGGGUACUGGUGCUUCUGCUUAUGUGAAUGACUUUGAGUUGAAGUUCAUACAUGGAGUGGAGCCAGAGGCACCGAUCUCCAACAUCUUCGAAAGAUUCGAAGCAAACGGCUCGUUCAAUUCGGCAGACAACUUGAAUGGUAGAUGUUCUUCAGGUGGUAAUUGUAACUACAGUUUGAAACCAGCACGUGAGUAUCACUUACAGCAGAUCAAGUCGGUAAUAGGCACUAACGAUUGUGCCAUACACAGUGAAGCCAGUCUUGCUCCCAGCCACAGAAACGGCUCCAGUAACAGGUUGAAGCAUCCGACGCCGUGCCUUCGCAAAUCUACUUGGCUCGAAAGUGGAGUCGCUCGGUUCACAAGUCCUCUCUUGUUACAGACCACCAUGUACUAUAUAGACCACUCUCACACUGAGGGAGCGCAAUACCAGCUGCGAACCUCAAGCCGGUAUCAGUGGCCUUCAAAACAGAAUGAAAUGAUUUACUCGGGCUAG